UAUAUUGUAUACGCACUGUGCAUUACCUUGGGAUGGGUGGAUCGGAGUCCAUUUGCACGGAUUUAUUUGUUUAAUAACUGUAAGUUGUGUUGCACGACCCUGAGGGCCACAUAAUAACACACUCUGGUGCUAAGUCAUCACUAAUGCCCUGAUCUGAGCUAAAUGGACCUAGUUAAGUCUCUUCCUCCAUCCUGUCCCCUGUUCCCCUUUGUACAGUAGCAUCUUUCUUCAGCUCUCCUGAGACGUCCAGCCAGUGACCACGAGGUGUAUAUAAGACCCACUGAGGAUGUGACCAGCACUGAAGUUAGCCAGGACACCACAAAAACAAGACGUUCUUAGCAAGUCUGCUUAGACAGCCAUCUCCUUCUCAUUCUUCUUUUCUAUUUGUCAUCAGUGUUUGUCUGACCUCCUCUCAAGUCUGAGAACAUGGACACAGCUGCAGCGGUGACUCUUCUGGCACUGAUUAUGGCGAUGGCUGGCGUCAGUCAGGCUCUUCAUAUCCAAGGCGGUCUGGACAAAAAUGACAUCUUGCCUGGCAGCUCAGAGGAGAACAUGCCUGACCGCCUGUUGGGGCUGGAGAGUGAAAACAGAGAUAGCGACACUGAUGAUCGCGUGCUGACUUCAUUGCUGAGAGCCCUGCUGCACGGAGCCCAGAGAGAAGCCAGGGAGUCUGUCCUCCAUCAGCCACAGAGGUUUGGCCGCAGCUCCAGAGGGCAGGUUGUGCUGGAGGAUCAGAUGCAUUCCCGUGACUGGGAGGCUGCCCCCGGUCAGAUCUGGAGUAUGGCCGUGCCCCAGAGAUUUGGCAAGAAGUAAUGUUGCAGGCACGCUGUGUUGCCCUGGUGGAAGGUCAAGCAGCUGAGAGUUAUAGAGAUACUAGAUUUGUUCCACUCGAAGUUCCAGCCCAUUAGGCUUGACCUCACACCUCGUGUCCAGUGAAAAAUGACACAAUAUUCAUUUUCCAUGAUUAUGAUUGUUGUUACUUUCUUUGAAUUUCCAACACUGCGAAGCAUGUUAACUGGUGAUUGUUUGGAUCAGCAUGUUAAGGACUGAAAAUGUUUGUUGUAAAUUGUUAGUUGCUAUGUUUUUGUUGUUCUUCCGUUCAAAUAAAAGAACUUUAAUCUUGUAA
Molecule: messenger RNA, 1126 nt
Organism: Oreochromis niloticus (Nile tilapia)
Lineage: Eukaryota; Metazoa; Chordata; Actinopteri; Cichliformes; Cichlidae
Gene: npffl
Product: neuropeptide FF-amide peptide precursor like
Exons: 3
Coding region: 427-813 (128 amino acids)
Molecular function (GO): neuropeptide hormone activity
Source: RefSeq, a predicted model, not a curated record